AUGAAUGAAAUAGCUGCAAAACGGAGAAGACUCGAGCUGGUGGGUAGAAACGAUGAGGCGAAGCACUAUCAUAUUCCUGAUAGUUUCUCAAUAAUAACAUCAUCUACCCCUGUCGCCAUCAUCUACCCCUAA
Messenger RNA from Loa loa (African eye worm), 132 nucleotides. RefSeq lists its product as hypothetical. NCBI's taxonomy places the organism in Eukaryota, Metazoa, Nematoda, Chromadorea, Rhabditida, Onchocercidae. The record is from RefSeq and is a predicted model, not a curated record. Bases 1 to 132 code for a protein of 43 amino acids. The transcript has 2 exons.